UAAACAUUAGAUUAGCGUUUAUUCGUUUCAUGAUGUAUUUGCGUCUUAUAUUUAUUACGUCUUUCAUAAGUAUUAUUUACUCAGAACCAUGCAGAGAAAAUGAUUUGCAAAUAAAAAGCACUAGUUGUGAUAUCUCUGGAAAUAGAUGGCUUUUUAAAAUACCAAAGGAUGAUAAAAAAUGUGAACUUGACGAACUCAGUUUGCCAAAAAAAGUUGACAACUGUGGUAAAAAUUAAUUUCUACACAUUUAUUUAUUCUAGGAAUAACAUGUCCGAGUGGAAUGCACCUUAAUUUGUUGUCACAGAAUUGCGAGAUCUGUCCAUCUGGAACGUAUUCAACGGGUGAUAGGCUUGAGGUAACAAAAUGGGAUUCAAUGCCAGAUUUUCUGACCUCCGAUAUAACUUAUGGCAGUAUGUCGAGUGAAAAAUGCAAUUUGACUGGUUGGUCACCUCAAGGUAAAUACUUGGUUGGAAAAACAACGGACAGUUGCACGGUGAUACUUUCUAUGAAGGUCUAUAAUCUUAAACCUGGAACAAUAACGUUUACAUAUCAAAUCGAAGAAUAUGGGGCGAUGGCUUUCUUCAUUAUAAGAAACGAACGAUGUACACAAUUACCUGGUGGCAGUUUUCUCUUAGGUCUUACUGGAUCGUAUGCAUAUGAGACCGUGACAUUCAGUGUUCCUGUUGGCUACAAUAUUCUUCAAUGGUAUUUGUUUGUUGAAAAUGUAUAUAUACAACAAUUAUAUGGAUUAAAAGAUCCUGAAUUACAUAUUAAAGAAAUUCGUCUAACUGGGACCCCACCAGUGACUACAUGCACUCCAUGUACAGCUGGCACUUUUGGAUCAAGAGAAAAAGCUGAUCAUUGUGAGUUAUGUCCAAGAGAUACUUAUUCAUCUGCAGGAGCUACAUCAUGUCAACCAUGUCCACCAGAUCAAUAUUCAGGUAAUGGAUCUUCAAGUUGCACUCCACGUCCUCCAUGUAAGAAAGAUGAUUAUACAAGUUAUUGGACAUCGUGUGAUCAUCAGCAAAUGACACAACGUAAAUGGAAAUGGAUUGAACCAAAAAUAUGCGAUGAAACUAGUGGUGUCUCAUUACCAAACGCAGAGAAUCCAGUAGAAUGUCAUAAGUGUCCAACUGGCACUUUUCCAUUAGAUGGUAAUACAUGUGAAUUAUGCUCAAUCGGUAUGAAGAAACAAUUGUCAAAUUUAGAAACUUGUGUUACAUGUCCAACAAAUGAAAUUCCAAUGUAUGGUUUACGUUUUGAUAACUGGUAUCGUAUGCCGUCCAUAUUGAAAUUGGAUUGUUUGAAUUUCUUUGGUGCUAAAUGUAAUACAUGGGAACGUGAUUUGACAUCAUUACGUGGUGGAGUUGGCAUGCAUUCCGAUGAAGUGGCAACAUUGGAAUUACCAAUUACUAAUGGUUUUAUUACAGCCUCAUCAGUUGAUUCAACUGAUCAAUAUUAUUUUUAUUUUCAACCACCUAUUUCUAAUACAUUUGUACGUAUUGAAUUCCAGUUAAAUUGUAAUGGUCGAUGUCAGUUUUCAAUGAAACAAGUUUUUAUGGCCGGCAGUGAACAAACGAUUGCUAUCUGGGGUGGAUCAUCGAAACGAAUAAAUUAUACGUAUUAUGUAAACGAUGCGAGUGAAGUCACAUUUAAGUGGGUUUUCGAGAAACCUGGUUCACCAAUCCAAAUACAAGAUCACGUGGACAUUUAUCGAAUCGAAGUAACGAAUGUGAAAAAUGAUAAUACUAUUGGCUGUCAAACAUGUGUCAGAGGAAUUGUGAAUGGAAAAUGUAAAACUUGUCCACCUGGUCUUUACUAUUCUAUACAAUAUGAUGAGAUUAAUAAAACCAAUAUUAUCAAUUGUACAAAAUGUCCAAAUAAUUCCAUUGUAGUAGCUGAUGCGUCUAGUUUGCAUACAGUUACAGAAGCAUGUCAUCUAUGCGAACCAGGUACAAUUGCAGUGAAUCAUAGUAUAUGUGUCACUGAUACACAACCAAUCACAGCAUCUGGUUUUCAAUAUAAUUUAACUGAUGUAAUUGACAGAGUACAUCUUGUCUCCAGUCCAAAAAUGUUUACUCCAUCCGGAGCAGGAUAUUAUCAUGAAUUUCUUAUCAGUAUGGCAUAUGGUAAAACAGUUCAAUGUAUAGAGAAUUCUUCAUCAUAUGAUCAGCGUACAGUGAAUGCUUCGAUUUGUCGACAUACAAAAUUUGAGGCGUCCAAUCAUAGACGUACUACAACCUACUCAAAACCUACAAGAUUGGCUGAUCGUCUUAUUCGUAUGGUACCCAGUAAUGUGACACCGGACUUUUGGCAAGAAGUUAACAAGAAUUUAACAAAAGCAGGAUGGAUGGAAGACAGAUUCGGUAACGAUUUACAUUAUAUUUUUGCAUCGGAUGAUCAUAGUUCCAAUUGUCCAUAUGGUCGAACUACAAUUAUUACGCUACGUUGUAUAUUCACACAGAAUUUUGAAACAUCAUUAUAUCAAAUAAAAGAUUUCAGUGAAUAUAUCACUGGUAAAAUUGAAUUACCACCAUUAUGUCCUGAUGGUACAUGUGAUGGUUGUACUUACCAAUUUCUAUGGACUACAAUGUAUGCUUGUCGUAUGUGUCAAGAAUAUGAUUAUGAGAAAAUUCUCGGUGAAUGUAGUUAUGGUCAUAGACAAGUACAUUUUCGUGCUCCAUGGGAAUGUCGAAUUCCACAAGGUAGAAAUUUUACACUCACUGAAAGAUGUCCUCUUUUGUCGAAAUCUCAAACAGCUGCUGUUCUACUGACUGCAAUCAUUCUAGCGAUUUUAGGAUUGAUCAUCUUUAUGUGUCAUCGUCGAAAUAAAAAACUUGAAUAUAAAUAUAUGAAACUUGUUCAAAGUACAUCGGGAAAAAAUCAAGUAACUAGUUGUGCAUUAGAAAGUGACGGUGAUAUGGAUAAAGGCGGGAGUAUACACUACACCACAAUGAAUAAUAAUAAUGACAAUUAUAAUAAAACACGAAUUAAAUCACCGCCAAGUUAUGCUGAUUCAACUGGAAUUGUACUAGAACCAAAUGAAUUCUUGAAAAAUGAUCAUUUUACACAACUGGGUUUUAAAGGAUUGCCUAAAGUGAAUCUUCCACCAAUUAUCUACAAAGCUAAAUCGGAUACAGAUCGUGAUAUUCUUACAGAGGAUGAUAAUGUUCUAUGAGGAGAGUAAAAUGACGCGUUAAAUAAUCAAUGACCAUUGAAUUUCAUUCCUCCAACCUAAACCUUCAAAACACACUUUCUCACGGAAAGAAAAGUCACAUGGUAGUAUUGUUUGUUCUUUAUUCCUCAUUGAACCAUAAUCCCACUCAUUUUCAACAAGAGUUUUAUUCGUUUCCAUUGAAAACAAUUAUUGUUUUUGUGUGUGCGUGCGUGUGUGUACAUGUGUACGUGUACUUAUGUGUGUAUAUCUUUUGGUUGAUUCAAAAUUUGUACACCUGUUUGUUUGUCACAAUCAUUGUCAUUAUUGAACACAUUGAAUCGCUUGAAUGACCUUUACAUAUAUCCCAGGCCAGUUAACACGAUUGUUCCUAAUAUUGGAAGUAACUCAGUCAAGCAUCUCGAGCAUAUUUUUCUUUUUAAAGCUUUUUCUUCCCCAUAAUUAUUAUCCAACUUUCUUCUUCUUGUGCUUAUUAUCAUAAAGUCAUGUCAAGGAGAAUAACAUAUCAUCUUGUUGUCAUUAUUUUUUUUUCUAAAUAAAUAAUCAUGAAGCAUUUGUAAAUGUUUUUUUAAAAUAUUUUAUUGUUAUUUAUUCCAUUUUCUUUUUCUAUAAAAAGAAACGUUAAAUGUUACAUUGAAAUUUAUUUGAAAAUUCAAUUUUUCUUUUUUUUUCAUUACUCUCUUACACACUGACAACAAUAACAUAUCAUCAUAUUGUGUGUUUAUCUUCAAGUUGUUUAUUUAAAAUUGAACAAUUCAAAUUUGUUUUUUUUAAUGUCUAGGCCUUUUAAGCGUAAAUAUUCUUUUUUGAUGUAUUGUUUACUUUCACGUUUUAAUAAAUACAGAAUUUAAUCCAGUUUCGUUUCUGAUUCACACAGUGUUGAUAUGAUCUGGUUGC
Schistosoma turkestanicum is the source of this 4072-nucleotide messenger RNA. Lineage: Eukaryota; Metazoa; Platyhelminthes; Trematoda; Strigeidida; Schistosomatidae. The record is from the annotation of a GenBank genome assembly.